AUGGCAGACUCAGAAUUCACAGACGACGAGUCGGAAUAUGACAGUCCAUCUUCAACCAGAGCCAUCAUAAUAGACGCGGUCCUCGCGCCGUUACGCGCGCUGGUAUCCAAGUCCGCUCUACGCCUAUACCUAAACGCAUUACUAUUCAUGGGCGCAACAACCCUCCUAAUUGGAAUCUCGGCAAUUGCAUAUGGGAUUUUCUACUUCAAUUUCAUCCCCACAGUCGGUCUCGAGCGUGAAGUCCACCUCCAAUUCGGCAAUGGAAACCCCUGGGGAACAGCAACCUUCGACUCAGAAUUUGUAGCCCUACAGCCCUACGACGUGACCGUAACGCUCGAGCUCCCGCGCACGCCUUCGAAUCUCGAUACGGGCAACUUCAUGUUGGAUCUUACACUUUACUCUUCCCGCCCUGCAUCCGCAGUCUUACCUGUUGCCGCGAAUGCGCCUAUAGCGCAUGCACGUCGGCCUGCGCUUUUGACUUACAUUUCACCGCUUGUGGAUGUUGCGCGGCGGACGGCGCGGUUGCCGUUUUAUGUUGUUGGCUGGAGGCGCGAGUCAGAAGUUUUGGAGGUGGGAAUGAUGGAAGAUCUUGAGUUUGCGAGGGGUGCGCAGAAUCUACCGCAGAGUUUGAGGCUUGAGAUUCAGAGUGAUUUGAAAAUGCAGGUAUAUCUGGCUAAGGUGGAGUUUCGGGCCAGGCUUGCGGGGUUGAGAUGGCUCAUGUACCGGUGGAAGAUUACUUCGUUCGUUGUUUUCACCUCGUUGUUCUGGUUUGUCUCGGUGGGCUCUGCUAGCCUGACAUGGCUGGCCUUGACAUGGGUUUUGCAACCUGCUACGACACCCAAGACUGAGAUUAAGGGGGAACCACAGGGUCUUGUCAAGGAUGAGUCUGAUGGUGAUAGUUCCUCGGGUGAGUCUUUCAGUGUCAAAAAGGAGGAGGAGCCGGAAAGUAGCUUGGUUCAUAGUUACCCGGCCGAGGGUGAUGAAGCUGGUAUGGGAUCUGGGCUUGAAAGUGCAGAAGCUCGUGGACUACAGAGACGGCGAAGUCAUUUGACUCUGCAAGCAGAUUGA
Molecule: messenger RNA, 1068 nt
Organism: Penicillium canescens
Lineage: Eukaryota; Fungi; Ascomycota; Eurotiomycetes; Eurotiales; Aspergillaceae
Product: seipin
Exons: 4
Coding region: 1-1068 (355 amino acids)
Biological process (GO): lipid storage; lipid droplet organization
Cellular component (GO): endoplasmic reticulum membrane
Source: RefSeq, a predicted model, not a curated record